GCUGCUGUUUUGGAAACUCCCCUAGAGGGGGAGUCCCCUCUGCUGGCCAGACUCCCUAUAAAGGGCCAGCCUGAGCUGCAGAGAAUCCCUGCAGAGGAUCCUGAGACAGCAGGUGGACCUCCCACAGCCUCGGCCCACAGCUACCAUGAAGGUCUCGGCCGCUGCCCUCGCUGUCAUCGUCACCGUGGCUGCCCUCUGCGCUCCUGCAUCUGCCUCCCCAUUUGCCUCGGACACCACACCCUGCUGCUUUGGCUACCUCUCCCGCCCGCUGCCCCGCGCCCACCUCCAGGAGUAUUUCUACACCAGCAGCAAGUGCUCCAUGGCAGCAGUCGUCUUUAUCACCAGAAAGAACCGCCAGGUGUGCGCCAACCCAGAGAAGAAAUGGGUGCGGGAGUACAUCAACGCUUUGGAGCUGAGCUAGGAUGGAGGACACCUUCAACCUGAACUUGUGCAACUUUGCUUCUUGCUCUUGUCCUAACUAGCUUGGGAGGCUUUCCCCCAGUGCCCUCCUCCCGCCCCGUCCCUGGAGGGCACAGAUUCCACCACACGCAGCAGCUGCUGUAAAGCCUCCCGGGGCUGCCUUGUGCACAGGAGGUCUCUAGGCUCUGAGCUUUAGGGCCCUCCCCCGGCCACCGCUCUGCAGUCAGGAAGGAUGUCAGCGCCUCUGGAGGCAAAGGGGGGAGGGAGACUGGGCUCCUAUGGUCAUGCCCUGUGGCCAGAGGGCCCAUCUCGGCCCCUCCCUGGGAAGGGCUGACUGGCAAUAUGAGAAAUCAGCUUUUCAUUAAAAUUCUCAAUGC
This is a messenger RNA of Hippopotamus amphibius kiboko, 797 nucleotides long. It is a transcript of the gene CCL5, whose product is annotated as C-C motif chemokine ligand 5. NCBI's taxonomy places the organism in Eukaryota, Metazoa, Chordata, Mammalia, Artiodactyla, Hippopotamidae. Gene Ontology annotation, molecular function: CCR chemokine receptor binding; chemokine activity. The record is from RefSeq and is a predicted model, not a curated record. The transcript is spliced from 3 exons. Gene Ontology annotation, cellular component: extracellular region. Gene Ontology annotation, biological process: G protein-coupled receptor signaling pathway; positive regulation of T cell chemotaxis; cellular response to tumor necrosis factor. The coding region runs from base 146 to 421 and encodes 91 amino acids.